Molecule: messenger RNA, 558 nt
Organism: Danaus chrysippus (African queen)
Lineage: Eukaryota; Metazoa; Arthropoda; Insecta; Lepidoptera; Nymphalidae
Source: the annotation of a GenBank genome assembly
AUGGCACCAAUCAUAUGUGACAGUAUCAGGUGUGAGAGUGACCAGCUGUAUGUGUGUGAACUAGCUAGGGAGACACGAGGUGUCCAAGCUUACACAAGACACUGUACGCGAGACACUACGGACCGAGCGUCAUCGGCGGAUCACGCUCGGUCCAACACAUUACAAGGAGUGGCGCGAGUGGUGGCGAGUGGUGGCGAGUGGUGGCGAGUGGUGGCGGUGAGUCCUUACUGUGCGGCGGGAGGCGCCGGUUCGUACUUGCGCGGGCGGCCGCGGCUCAGAUGUCGCCUCUUCACGAACUCGGCGUCGUCGACCAUCCAGAACGAGCCGAAGUCGUCCUCGUACCGCACGAAACAUUUGUGCAGAGACAGGUUCGUCCGGAUCGCGUUCUAUAAUUCAUUGGCUUAUAAAGAUCGUCGUGGAAUCGUGCGGGGGCCCAAGACAUCCCGGGACCUGGCGGACGGGACGGGGAGGGGGCGGGGCGGGAGGGGAGGCAGGCGGGGGAGGCAAGCGUUAUAUCCUCGCUCCGGAGUCCACGGACACACACACAACCAACCCUAA